Cydia fagiglandana is the source of this 314-nucleotide messenger RNA. RefSeq lists its product as uncharacterized. The record is from RefSeq and is a predicted model, not a curated record. Gene Ontology annotation, molecular function: serine-type endopeptidase inhibitor activity. The coding region runs from base 12 to 314 and encodes 100 amino acids. The transcript is spliced from 3 exons. Lineage: Eukaryota; Metazoa; Arthropoda; Insecta; Lepidoptera; Tortricidae.
AGUCCACUCACAUGCGCGCAAUGUCAAAGGUUCUGGCCGUUAUCUUCCUCGCAGGCGUCACGCUAUACUCGGAGGCCAGAGUGUCGGAAGCCCAAUGCAGGCAGAUGCCGUCCAAAAACAAACACUGCCAUUUGGAAUACGGGACUUGGCAGCGAGAAUCCGACCACGUCAUUAGAUACAUCUUCGACUGGGGCGGGCAGCGCUGCGUGGCGUGGCACUGGUGGACCGACCCGUCUCGCUGCUCCUUACCGGUCGACGAGAACAACUUUGCGACCGAGAGGGAAUGCCUCGCCGCCUGCACGGGCUGGGCGUAG